Messenger RNA from Acanthosepion pharaonis, 1005 nucleotides. The record is from the annotation of a GenBank genome assembly. Lineage: Eukaryota; Metazoa; Mollusca; Cephalopoda; Sepiida; Sepiidae.
AUGAUUGUAAACAUUAUUAUUUCUACGACCCACCACGCUCGACAAUCGGUCAGACCAAGGUUCUUUUUUUUUUUUUGCUACGUCGCCUACGCUUGUUCCAUUUCUGGAAAUGAAGCCCAUAUUUCUCUCUCGUCCAAUUUCAUCUCUAUUUUUCUCUUUCUUUCUUUCUUUCUUUCUUUCUUUCGAUUCGUUCCUUCCUUUCUUUUAAUCAUUUCCUUUCUUCUUUCUUUCUGUUUUCAAUUCCUUUCUUUCUUUCUUUCUUUCUUUCUUUAUAUCUUCAUUUGCUUCUUUAUUUGUUUCUUUAUUGUUUGUUACCAUCUUUUCUCUUUAUUUCGUUCUUUCUUUUGUCUUUUAUUUUUAUUUUUCGCUCCUUCCCCACCCUCUCUCUCUCUCUCUCUCUCUCUCUUUCUUUCUUUCUCUUCUUUUCCUUUCCUCUGCAUUCUUUUUCUUUCUUUCUUUCUUUUCUUUUCUUUUCUUCUAUUCUUUUCUUUUUCUUCUUUUCCUUUCCUCUGCCUUUUUCCUUUUCACUGCCUUUUUUUCCUCUGCCUUUUCCUUUUUUCUUUUCCUUUUACACAUUUUUUUCGUCUUUCCUUUCUUUUCGUGUGCCUUUACUCUUUUUUUUCCUUUUCUUUCUUUCUUUCUUUCCUUCAGUCUGUCUUUUCUUUUCCUUUUUUUCUUCUUUUUUCUUUUUCUUUUUUUUCAUUUUUUUUUUUCACCUUUGUUUUUCCUUUCUUUCUUUCUUUCUUUCUUUCUUUCAUUCUUUUCUUCUUUCCUUUCCUUUCCAUUGUUUUCUCACCUUUUUACUUUCUUUCUUUCUUUUUUCUUUUUUCUUUUCUUUCCUUUUCCUUUCCUUUUCUUUCCUGUUCUUUAGUUUAUUUUUUUCCUCUUUUUUACUUUCUUUGCUUUCCUGUUUUAGUUUUUUUCACUCCUUUUACUUGUUACUCGUUUUUUUCUUUCUUUCUUUCUCUCUUUCUUUCUUUUCCUUUUUUCUUUCGCAUCUACUAA